Molecule: messenger RNA, 1940 nt
Organism: Athene cunicularia (burrowing owl)
Lineage: Eukaryota; Metazoa; Chordata; Aves; Strigiformes; Strigidae
Gene: CITED2
Product: Cbp/p300 interacting transactivator with Glu/Asp rich carboxy-terminal domain 2
Exons: 1
Coding region: 123-623 (166 amino acids)
Biological process (GO): sex determination; left/right pattern formation; regulation of DNA-templated transcription
Cellular component (GO): nucleus
Source: RefSeq, a predicted model, not a curated record
CGUUCAUAUUCCCGGCUCCGUAAUGUAUAUGGUCGCCCAUCAGGGCGCUGAAGGCGUGCUGCUGCGGCGGCGGCGGCGGCUGCUGCUGCUGGUGGUGGUGAUGGGGGGUGGGAAACUGCCCCAUGCCCAGCCGGUGCGCGGGGUGGUGGUGGAGCCCGCCGGAGCCGUCGGGGAAUCGCCCGUGGUUCAUGGCCCCCCCCGUCGCCAGCCCGGGAGGGCAGCUGAGCGCCAGCAUGCAGCUCCAGAAGCUGAACAACCAGUACUUCAGCCACCACCCCUACCCCCACGGCCACUACAUGCCGGACUUGCACCCCGGCACCCACCAGCUGAACGGCGGCAGCGGCAGCCAGCAGCAUUUCAGGGACUGCAACCCCAAGCACGGCGGCGGCGGCGGCGUCAGUGGCAGCGGGUUGCCGCCCGCCGUCCCCCACGUCCCCGCGGCAAUGCUGCCGCCCAAUGUCAUAGACACUGACUUCAUCGACGAGGAGGUCCUCAUGUCCUUAGUCAUCGAAAUGGGGCUGGAUCGCAUCAAGGAGCUUCCCGAGCUGUGGUUGGGACAGAACGAGUUUGACUUCAUGACAGACUUCGUUUGCAAACAGCAGCCCAGCAGGGUGAGCUGCUGAUUCAUUUCAAACAAACAAAGGACUUUCUAUCGGUGCGAAUGAAAACAUUCCCCUAGACGCGGUGUCUCACUUUUCAGGGCUUGAAAAGGUGAGAAUCUGGAAAGCAGAGUCAACUAUGCGCUUGUAUAAAUCCUUUUUUUUUUUUUUUUCUUUCUUUCUUUUUUGUUCCCCCCCCCUCCCCUUAAAUCGCUGCCACUUUUUCUGUAGCCUUGACACUCACGUCCCCUCCCGUAGUAAUAAUUUCUAGCGAACUCUGCCUUUUUAUGUUGGUCGCUCCCCUCCCCUCCUCACUCUCUUCCAUUUCCUGGCAGAUUUCGUGCCCAUAAUUCCCACAGUGCUGAACUGUUAGAUAUUAAUCUUGGCAAAUUGCUUAAUCUUGUGGAUUUUGUAAACGAUGAUUUCCAAUGACUUGAACUGCAUUCAAAUUCUGAGUGAACAGGGAAAAAAAAUUGCAUUAGUUGGUUGCAUGAACUUUGAAGGGCAGAUACUACUGCACAAAUGCUGCCAUCUUGCUUAAUUUUUAACUAUGCAUUGCAGUGCAGACUAAUUUUUUUUUUUUUAUUCUUCAAUACGCUAAACUGGAAGCUUAACAGAUGUGGGCCAAACCUUUCCAGAUCAGGAAAAGUAAUACUGUUACUUAAAAAAGUCUGCUACCCAUUCCCCCUCCCCCAUAUGUACAGACAAUAAUAUGGUGUGGAUGGAAUGUUGACUAGUGGCAAACAUUUCACAGAUUUUUUUUUUUUUUUUAAUUUUGUUUCUGUCUUCAGCAUUUUGACACUGUGCUAAUAUAGUUUAUUCAGUACAUGAAAAGAUACUACUGUGUUGAAAGCUUUUCAGGAAAUUUUGACAGUAUUUUUGUACAAAACAUUUUUUUGAGAAAAUAUUGUUAAUUUAUUCUAUUUUAAUUUGCCAAUGUCAAUAAAAAGUUAAGAAAUGCUUUAGUUUUUCUAGAAGUCAUUUACCAGUAUUUUUCUUCAAAACUCUUCCCCACUGUCCCUGGUAAGUAGAACAUCUAUCUGUACAACCGUGUUGGUGUGCAAAAAGACAUUCCAAAAUAGAAGGUACACUACACCCAUAUAUAUGUCAUGGUGAACUCGGUAGGUGAGUGGGAUUUGAACAUACUUACAGCAUAAAGCCUCAUACGUAACAUUGUAAUAUGCCUGUCAGUGUGGUUUUAUGAAAAAUGAAGUUGCCGAGGAGCAACUUUCUUGUGACUUGCCAACAUACUUGCUUUAAAUGUAGUUGUCCAGAGUUAUGAUGCAUAAAGUAUUUAUUAUAUUUAUCUAUUAAACUUGUAAUUUUAUAAAUCUGCUUUCA